Molecule: messenger RNA, 3550 nt
Organism: Lagopus leucura (white-tailed ptarmigan)
Lineage: Eukaryota; Metazoa; Chordata; Aves; Galliformes; Phasianidae
Gene: TMEM263
Product: transmembrane protein 263
Exons: 5
Coding region: 899-1249 (116 amino acids)
Source: RefSeq, a predicted model, not a curated record
CGAAACUUCUCCGUGUUGGGGACGCGCUGCUCGGCCUCCCGUGCUGUCCGUUUCCUUACGCUGCUCCGCGUCGGGAUGUUUCCCGCGUAACUUUCUCUCUGUUUUCACCCGCUCGUGAAGCUGAACUGCACGGAGAAGAGCCCGGAAGCGCUUCGCUUUGUAUGAGCGAUGUGGGGACCCAGCCUGGUCGGGCACCGAGCGGAGACGUGGUUCCCUGCGGAAGAUGAAAGCAGAACGGAGGCGGCCUGCUCCGCGCGGCUGUGGGCAGAGUGCUUCUGUGUAACCGGCAGGGCAUGUACGAUAGCUGAGCCCUGGGCCAUUCUCGGCACCCUCCAUGCUCUGGGCUGAGCUGGGAUAGUCGGUUUGCUCACAGUUCUGCCCAAGGAGUGGUUCCAGCGCUGGAGCAGCGCGGUGCUGCCAAACGAAAUUGGCCUCAUCCUCGGGUCGUUGUGCUGCUGCCCACAGACAUCUGAGCGGUGGCACUGAGAGAAGCCAGCCCCUGCUGGCGCCUGCUGGGCUGGGUUUGCUGAGCUCAGACAGUGGAGCUGUUUGUCUGCGAAGCCUGGGAGACACCAUGAGCAUUGCGUGAAGUCAGGGAGGUGGCACAUGUGUCCACGUGCUGCUUGGCGGAAGGCUGAUGGCCAUCAGUGCCGGCUGCUGUCCAGGAGCUCCAUCCAUGCUCACGAAGGAGAGGUGGAUGUGGAACAUCUCUGAGGAAACAGCUGACCUGACGCCUCUUUCACAAAGGAAUAUCUUUGGCACGUACCUUUAGUUGGGAGAGUAAAGAGGAGCCUCCCUUAGGAAACACCGCAGUCGGGUAACCGUGGGCUCUAUUCCAAGGUGGGACGUAAGCGCUUGGAUCUCAUCACACCAAGGAGACACUGAAUUGUAGGCAACAAUGAAUCAAACAGACAAAAGUCAUCAGGAAGUCCCGUCCUACCUCCAUGAUGAACCACCAGAAGGUUCAAUCAAAGACCACCCACAGCAGCAGCCCGGCAUGCUCUCUCGUGUGACUGGUGGCAUCUUCAGUGUGACAAAGGGAGCUGUGGGUGCCACGAUCGGGGGUGUUGCUUGGAUUGGAGGGAAGAGCUUGGAAAUUACCAAAACAGCAGUCACAUCAGUGCCUUCAAUGGGAGUGGGGCUGGUCAAAGGAGGUGUUUCUGCUGUGGCUGGAGGUGUUACAGCAGUAGGAUCUGCUGUUGCAAGCAAAGUGCCUUUAACAGGAAAGAAAAAGGACAAGUCUGACUAAAGCCAAAACAGAGACAUACUUGAUUUUCUAGAAUAUUACCUUGGUGGCAUUAAAAUCUUCUAAGAUUUGGACCAUGAGAAGCCACGUGUCUUAGACACUGUCUUCUGAAGAGAAAGCUGAUUUCAUCCAGAAAGGACAGAAGAAGCUUGGCUAGCACAGCAUAUGAAGAUUUGUUACGGCCUAGUUUCAAGCUUUGUACCUGGUGGAAUGUUACACUUGAUAAUUAUAGGAGCGAGUGUGUGUGUCUGAAGGGGUAAUGCAUACUGAAUAAGUCUUCUGCAGUUUUGGACUGAAAUGUGAACUUAGAAACUUAAGUUGAUAAUCUGCCGUGCCAUCAGUUUGAUGAGGUGCCACUUACUGUCCUCAGUGGCUUCCGCACCCUCCUGCUAAGGAUCCUUGAGCUGUGUAAUGGCACCAUGGGAUGUGCCUCAAUAGUUACAGUUAGGAAACAGUACUUGCAGACAGCCUGACAGUUUUCAAUGACUGCACUCUGCCAUUGCAGACUGGAAGCAAACAGAUUGGAAAUGAGAGGGAGAUGGGAGGUGAGAAUGUUUGACAGCAUGGUGCAAGGGAUAAUGACACUUAACUUAAUGCCUUACUAGAAAAGAAUCUCACUUUAUUAGGUGAAGCUUUGUAAAGAGCUCUCCUGUUGUUUCUGUGCAGUUCAUUGAACAAGCUUCAGAGACUGUGGCUCAGAUACCUGAAACUUGCUCAGUUUUUACUGAAUACAAAACUGCUAAAUCUCAGGUGUAUUUAAUGAUAGGCAUCUGUCUCCUGCAAGUGGAAACUUGCUUUGAUCAGCUUCUGAGAGACACCAGAAAAUAAUGAUGGCUUAAUGGAAGUGAGCAAGUGGUUAUGGUCAUCUAACACAGCUAUGUAACUUGAAAAAUUGCUCUGUGUAGCUGGAAGCCACUGAAGAACCAGCACAACUGUUGUCUCAACUCCAUGAUGUGCCAGGUUAGCUUCUUGCUCUGUUCAAACGCAAUAAUUUUUUCACUACAUCUUUAUCUCAUACUUAGCAUUUUGAGUAAAAUGCAGUACUUUUAUUUAAACCAAAAAAAUGGUAUCUGAGCUCCCUUUAAAAAAAAAAAAAAAAAAAAACCAAACCAUCUGAGUAAGCUGUUUACUGACAAAUGCCAAACUUUGACACUCCUCCUAUGGGAACAUCUGUAGGUCCUCUGCAGUGUAUGAGGCAAAUUGCACUCCAAGGACACAGCUUGAGGUUGCCUUAAAGUAGAAGCUGCUGGUGAUCUUUUUUUGUAUGUGUGCUGACUUUGCAAAUAAGAAGGCUGUGAACGUUGUAUAUGCAGUAUUUUCUAAAAAGUUGUGUUCCUUCCAAAAACUUCUAAGAUUAUAAGCUUACUUUUCAGGUAGCUGUGGUUGUUCAAGGGUAUAUAGAAACUUUUUAGAAAUUAAAGAAAAACAAAAAGUAUAUUACGUGUCUAAAACUUGCUCCUGUAUUCAUGGAUGUUCAAUGUAAACUGUGCACAUGAUGGUAGAGUGGUAACCCUGUCUUUCUGAGCCAUUGGUACUUCAGCUGCAGUCUGGAACAGCUUUACAGGCGAUCAGUAAUGAUUAUGUAUUGCUAGGUUCUCUGACUGGGGCAGUGGGGAGAGCAAAACCCUGCAGGUGGACCUCUGCUCCUUUUCUUAGUUGCACCAGUUGCUUAUCUCUGAACUGCUGGAAGUGUGUCAUGAGGUAAGGUCAAGCAAUAAAUGCAGUCCUUAACUAUUUUUAUAGUCAGAAGGUGACGGAAUGCCGCGUAGUUUGCAGAUCCCAGAUAGCUGCAGGAAUGAGCACCUCAGACACCAGCAGCAGUGGAGCUGCUGCAAAUUAUUGAGCCUGGUGUAGUUUCCAGUGUACCCCAGGGCACUACCAGUGAGCACUGCACACCAGCUGUUUGGGAGCAUAGCAAGAUUUGUAACACUCAACCCAACCCUUCACUGUUUUCUGAACACUCAAACAUUGAACUUGUCUUACCCCUUUUCUUUUUAUGGCAUUCUUUAAUUUUUAUGCUAUGAAACUUGCUGCAGAACAAGCGUGUUAGGAGAGAUGCAAUGUUAGAACUGUAAAAGGUUGCCAGCGCUUUGGUAUGUUUUGUUCUUCGCAUGUCCUGUAGUUGUUACUGCUGAAUCUUGUAACUGAGAUGCUUUACCAUGGCGUAUGGUUUUAAUCUUUGAGAAAAGCUUUUUCGUGUAUUCUGCGUAUUUUUCAUUCACUUAAGAAGGUCCCUUCUUUAAGAACUUGUUCUCACUGUCCUGACUCUUGUGAAACAUUAAAUUGUUGCUGUUUCAGACAUAC